Messenger RNA from Callorhinus ursinus (northern fur seal), 1613 nucleotides. It is a transcript of the gene KNSTRN, whose product is annotated as kinetochore localized astrin (SPAG5) binding protein. Lineage: Eukaryota; Metazoa; Chordata; Mammalia; Carnivora; Otariidae. Gene Ontology annotation, biological process: mitotic sister chromatid segregation; spindle organization; regulation of attachment of spindle microtubules to kinetochore. Gene Ontology annotation, cellular component: kinetochore; microtubule plus-end; mitotic spindle. The record is from RefSeq and is a predicted model, not a curated record.
CACCAUUCCCCUCCCCCGCCCAUACCUGGGGCCUCUGACACCCAAGGCCUAGAAGCUCAGGCACUCGGCUCAGCUCUGACCUGCCGUACAGCAUGGCAGCCCCUAAGGGCGUGGCCCACGGCACUGCUAGCCGUACAACAUGGCCGCCUACAGAGCGCGAACCGCUCCCCCUCACGCCCAAUCACCGGAAGUUUCCGUUUGAAAGCCGGGCGGCAGACCCGGUAGCUGGUGCGGCAGUUGCCGAGGAGCCUCCUUUGAACCAGGGCAACGAGGGCUGCGGGCAGGAGCUGCAGGAGCCUGGGGCCCAGCCGUGCCGCCUCGUUACGAUGACCAGCGUGGUUAAGACGGUAUACACUCUGCAACCCCCCGCUGUGCAGAGCGGCGGCCUGCCGGCAGACACACAAACUCGAGCCACUUCUAAGAGUCUAUUACCCGUUAAGUCCAAAGAAGUGGAUGUUUCCAGACUUCAUUCAGGAGGUUCAGAGAAUGAUGUUACAAAAAUCACCAAACCGAGACGAGAGAAUGGGCAGGUAAAAGCUGCAGACACUGCCAUGAGGAGGAACAUCAGAAAGAGCUGCAAACCGCUGGGUAAGCAGAAACCAGAGGAAGAGCUCAAGGAUAAGAACCAGCUCUUAGAGGCCAUCAACAAGCAGCUGCACCAGAAGUUGACUGAAACUCAGGGAGAACUGAAGCACCUGACCCAAAAGGUGGAGCUGCUGGAGAAGUUUCAGGACAACUGCUUGGCAAUUUUGGAGAGCAAGGGCCUCAACCCAGUUUUAGGCUGUGAGACCCUGGCAUCACAGCGGGAAUCCGCCGCAGAUCACACGGACUCUAUGUUGCUGUUAGAAACUUUGCAGGAUGAGCUGAAGUUUUUUAACGAAACGGCCAAAAAGCAGAUGGAAGAGUUACAGGCCUUAAAAGUCAAGUUGAAGAUGAAAGAAGAAGAGAGGGCCCGGUUCCUAGAACAGCAGACAUUAUGUAACAAUCAAGUAAAUGAUUUUACGGCAGCCCUGGAGGAAAUGGAGCAGCUAUUAGAAAUGUGAUAAAAAGCAAGUGACCAGAUGGCUCCCACAGGGGAAGCCACUCAGGACAUCUGCUUCUUGGCCAUGACCUUCUAGAACUCACCGUCCCCAGAAUGGAGACAUUUGCUGCAGUAGGAUUAAGGACAGAUAGAAUGGCGCUUCCUCCUUCAGGCAAGCGAACACCACCCUCGGACUGGUGGGUUCCCCCGAACCUCACACACACAUAAUCGAGGCCAACAAGGGAGUGGGGGGUGCAGAAGCUUGGAUCGACCUUCUAGGCAACAAAGCGGCAGGCUAUUAGAAUCAGGAGACUAAACCAGCCACAGCCAGAGGAUCCCAAAGGUCACAUUCAGAUGUGUAGGAAGAAAACCUUAAUUGUGCAUUUGGAGUGCAGAGGCUCCACGGGAGACAUCAGUGAGAAGGGAUGCUGUCCCCUUCUAACUUGGAACACAUUCCGUCUCAUCCUGGUUGGGCUCUAGACCUCAUUGUAAAUUAAUGAACGUGAAGUUAUUGAAAUGGCUUAAUAAAUGGGGUGAAGGUAUAGAUAGCAAUAACACCUACCUGAAAUAAUACACCUUGGAGCUUUAAAUC